ACGAGUCUUCCAGAGUCCAACAAACCUCCAAAGAUGCCUGUCGACUACAGCGGGACGUGGGACGUUGUCAGCAACGUCAACUCUGAAGCAUACAUGGUCGCACUUGGCAUUGAUUUUGCAACACGCAAGAUUGCCUCGAUGUUGAAGCCCCAGAAAGUGAUUAAGCAAGACGGAGAUUGCUUCAUAAUCCGGACAUUCACCACUUUCAGAAAUUAUGAGAGUUCUUUCAAAAUUGGUGAAGAGGUCAAAGAGGUGACAAAAGGGUUGGACAACAGGACAGUUCAGUCGCUGGUGAACUGGAAGAAUGAUAAGCUGGUGUGUGUGCAGAAAGGAGAAAAGAAGAACCGAGGGUGGACUCACUGGAUUCAGGGGGACGAGCUUCACCUGGAACUUACUUGUGAGGAUCAAGUCUGCAUGCAAAUCUAUAAAAGGACUCUGUGACUGUGUCUUCAAAAGUAUCAGACUUCCUAGAACUCCAUUUGUGUUUCCAUGAAAUGAAAAAGCAGCAUGUUCUACACACUCUUUCAAUAAAGAGCAUGUCAUUUGAAAAUAGUGUGUGUCAGUGUGUGAUACAUUUGUGCCUACAGAAUAGGAGUACGAUGAGGAAAUAAUUUGUUCUCACUGGUUUAAAGUCUUACAAAUUAUCACGGACAUACUUUGGGCAAGAAUCUAACAGUACAACGUUGUCAUUUUUAGGUUCAAACUUGUAUCAAUAGUCAUCAGGACUUUAAGAAAAAAGAGGAUAAAUGGCUUCCAUACAAACUAUUUGUGUACACUGCAAAUGUGUGUUUGAUAUUGACCUUGAUUGCACUUGAUUAGUUUUUUAAAUAAAGCC
Molecule: messenger RNA, 835 nt
Organism: Trematomus bernacchii (emerald rockcod)
Lineage: Eukaryota; Metazoa; Chordata; Actinopteri; Perciformes; Nototheniidae
Gene: rbp7b
Product: retinol binding protein 7b, cellular
Exons: 4
Coding region: 34-441 (135 amino acids)
Biological process (GO): fatty acid transport
Cellular component (GO): nucleus; cytosol
Molecular function (GO): fatty acid binding
Source: RefSeq, a predicted model, not a curated record